Messenger RNA from Alternaria postmessia, 984 nucleotides. RefSeq lists its product as uncharacterized. The record is from RefSeq and is a predicted model, not a curated record. The coding region runs from base 1 to 984 and encodes 327 amino acids. Lineage: Eukaryota; Fungi; Ascomycota; Dothideomycetes; Pleosporales; Pleosporaceae. The transcript has a single exon.
AUGGCGCUGCGCUGGAUUCAAGAGAACAUUGCCGCAUUUGGUGGAGAUGCCUCGCGUGUGACAGUCCAAGGAGAGUCAGCCGGUGCUUUCUCAAUUGGUGUGCAUUAUCUUACCAAUGAAGAACAAGACGAAGAAUUUUUUCAUGCUGCGAUUGCUGAAAGUGGUGGGCCAGUACUCGGUGCUCCUCUGACCGCAUCAGACGAGCAAGACGUCAUGUACGAGAGGAUUCUGACAGAUAUUGGGUGUUUGGCUAUGAAAGAUGACCUGGAAUGUCUACGAUCUCAAGAUGCCAGCAAGUUGAACCAAGCUUUUGCUCGCACGUCUGGUUCAUACGUGCCCAUCUUGGACGCAGAUCUAGUUACCGGUUACACUUCUGUUGCUCUGCGCGAAGGAAGGUUUUCAAACCGUCCACUUCUUAUUGGAACUUGUUACAAUGAAGCAAGCUCCAUUAUCGUUGCGAGUUGCUUUGCUGCAAACACGUCUGCUGAUUUUCAAGAUUACGUCGCCGGGUCAUGGAAAGGCAUCUCAAGCACCACUAUCAAUGGCAUCGUGGAUGAAUACGUCAACAAAAUGUCAGAGGAAGAAUUGAAAAAGAGUCUCGGCACGAUACGCCAGUCACCGGGUCCUCAGUAUGGAUCUUUAUUCGGAAACUUGGCUAUGUACCAAGGUGAUAUCAUAUUCGAUGCCACAAGACGUUACACCACGGAAGUUUGGGGACAAUACAGGGUGCCCGUAUACAGCUAUCGUUUCAGCGUAGUUCCAAACGGUAUCGAUUCUGAGAUCCUAGGCGUUCCCCAUUUCCAAGAGAUACCUUUCGCAUUCCGGAAUUUCGAUGGCGUAGGACACGAGGUUAACAGACUUGCCUCUGCCUCUUUCAAACCCCGUCAAAAGUACUUGCAAGUGAGCAAUCUCAUGAGCCGCAUGUGGAUCAGCUUUGUGAACGAGCAUUCGCCAAACGGCCACGAUGGUAAGUCCUUACUGUGA